This is a messenger RNA of Jatropha curcas, 1469 nucleotides long. RefSeq names its product arginase 1, mitochondrial. The record is from RefSeq and is a predicted model, not a curated record. NCBI's taxonomy places the organism in Eukaryota, Viridiplantae, Streptophyta, Magnoliopsida, Malpighiales, Euphorbiaceae. Gene Ontology annotation, molecular function: metal ion binding; agmatinase activity.
GGAUAAUCAAUAAAAUAUAAUCAGAUCAUCAUCUUAAUCCAGCGGCUCCAUUUUCUGCUCCUGUUAAUUGUGACAUUGAAAAAGCUGCUUCUCCUUUAAAUCGUCCCGUCCAUCUUCAUCAAUCGAAGUACGCAUUUCCUUUAGGCUCUAUCCCUUGCUAGUCGCUCUCACUCUCUCUUCUAUCUUUCCUCUUUAUUCUUUUCCUGGAAGAAAUGUCAGUUAUAGGGCAGAGAGGAAUCCAUUACCUGCAGAAACUAAAAGCAGCAAAUAUCCCGACUGAGUUGAUAGAGAAGGGCCAAAAUCGCGUUAUCGAUGCUUCUCUUACUCUUAUUCGCGAGAGAGCAAAGCUUAAGGGAGAGCUUGUGCGUGCUCUAGGAGGCGCGGUAGCGUCGUCAUCGCUUCUUGGUGUUCCUUUAGGCCACAACUCAUCAUUUCUUCAGGGUCCAGCAUUCGCUCCUCCUCGAAUUAGGGAGGCUAUAUGGUGUGGUAGCACUAACUCAUCAACUGAGGAAGGGAAAGAAUUAAAUGACCCACGGGUGCUAACUGAUGUCGGUGAUGUUCCUGUUCAAGAAAUUCGAGAUUGUGAUGUAGAAGAUGACAGAUUGAUGAAUGUUAUAAGUGACUCUGUCAAGCUAGUGAUGGAGGAGGAUCCACUACGCCCAUUAGUUUUAGGUGGUGAUCAUUCAAUAUCUUUUCCUGUGGUAAGAGCCGUAUCUGAGAAGCUUGGGGGACCUGUGGAUAUUCUUCAUCUGGAUGCUCAUCCAGAUAUUUAUCAUGCUUUUGAAGGAAACAAAUAUUCUCAUGCAUCUUCAUUUGCCCGAAUAAUGGAAGGUGGUUAUGCACGGCGACUCUUGCAAGUGGGUAUCAGAUCAAUAACGAAGGAAGGACGUGAGCAAGGCAAAAGGUUUGGAGUUGAGCAAUAUGAAAUGCGAACCUUCUCAAGAGAUCGCCAGCUGUUGGAAAAUCUGAAAUUAGGGGAAGGUGCAAAGGGAGUGUAUAUCUCAAUAGAUGUGGACUGCCUUGACCCUGCAUUUGCUCCUGGUGUAUCUCACAUUGAGCCUGGUGGUCUCUCUUUCCGUGAUGUACUAAACAUCCUCCACAACCUUCAAGCUGAUGUUGUUGCAGCAGAUGUGGUAGAAUUCAAUCCGCAACGUGACACUGUUGAUGGGAUGACUGCUAUGGUUGCUGCCAAGCUGGUAAGAGAACUGACUGCAAAGAUAUCGAAAUGAUAAAUCUUACACCUUCCUGCCUAGACUUUUCACAUUUGUGGUUCCGUGGUGCAUCCAAUUAGUUUGACCAAUGGUUCCUGCCUUCCACACAGGCAUCUUUUUCCAUAUCCCCUUAAGAGGGCUUCUCUCGAGGAAUUAUUAAAUAUUUAUAUUCAAAUUAGCUAUCUGUAGAAUUUUUUGUUUCAACACUUCUCUCUCUGCUUUUGGACAAAAAAAAAAAAAAAAAAAAAAAAAAAAAAA